AUGACGACCCUUGUGGCGGCCGACUGGAGGAAAUACACAAUAUUCCCAAACAAAACCCUCGCUGUGCUCGAGACGCUACUCGGUGAUAUGCAGGCGGCCAUUAGGCGAGUUGCACCUCGACCGGUAAUUGUGGCGGGCGACUUUAAUGCGAAGAAUACGGCUUGGGGAUCGCCUGCCACAGACGUGCGGGGGAUUGCGGUUGAAGUCUGGGCCACGGAAUCUGGGUUGGCACUUCUCAACUGCGGCACAGCACAAACCUGUGUUCGGGUUCAAGGGGGGUCCAUUGUAGACCUUUCCUUUGCGAGCCCGGCGGUUGCUCAGGCAGUACGAGAUUGGCGAGUUAUGGGGGAGGUGGAGACGCUGUCGGAUCACUUAUAUAUCCGCUUCAGCGUCUCCUCCUCCAGAGGGAUGCAGUUGGUCCCCGCCUUCCCUGCGAUGGCCUCAACGUUUCCGCGAUGGGCCCUCGCGGGGUUGGACGUUGACCUGCUGAAGGAGGCCGCCAUCGUCGAGUCCUGGAGCUCCCCGCCUCCGGGGACGACGGACGAGGAGGCGAUGUGUUUCCGCAGCGCGAUCACCAGGGUCUGCGAUGCCUGCAUGGUCCGCGUGCGGCAAAGACCUCAAAAGAGGCAGGUGGACAUUGCGGAUCUUCGGCGACGCUGUGUCGCCGCCCGCCGGAAGUUCCAACGACAGCGGCGGCGGCGGCCGCGGAAUGAGGAACUGAAUGACCAUCUGCAGAGGGCGUAUCACGACGCCAAAAAAUCCUUGCAGCUGGCCAUCCUGAGGGCCAACGACACUGCCUGGGGUGAGCUCCUCGCGGGCUUGGACCGCGAUCCCUGGGUUCGUCCAUACCGAGCAACCAGGGGCAAGCUUGGUCGGGGUCCGCCGCCUGCUGAAUCUAUUUCACCGGAACGGCUGGCCACGGUGCUGGAGGCGUUGUUCCCGGCCCCAACUGGCGUUAUCCCACCGGUGCAUGAGCCGGAAACCACCGAGGAGGUGCCUCUCGUAUCCGAGGGUGAGAUGGGAGCCGCACUUCUGCGGCUUCGUGGGGGCAAAACGGCCCCUGGCCCCGAUGGUGUGCCCGGCAGGGCUCUGGUCUUGGCCUUGGGGCCCCUAGAGGAACGCUUGAGGGAGCUUUUCACCGCUUGUCUUCGGCGUGGAGAGUUCCCGCAGUGUUGGAAGGCGGGCAGGGUUGUUCUCCUUCGUAAGGAGGGACGCCCUGAAGAAUCGCCCUCGGCUUACCGGCCAAUCAUCCUGUUGGACGAGGCCGGUAAGCUGUUGGAGAGGGUGGUCGCGAGGGUCCUGACCUGUCCGACGCCCAGUACGGGUUCCGACCAUCGCGCUCCACAA
Iphiclides podalirius (scarce swallowtail) is the source of this 1347-nucleotide messenger RNA. The record is from the annotation of a GenBank genome assembly. Lineage: Eukaryota; Metazoa; Arthropoda; Insecta; Lepidoptera; Papilionidae.